Arabidopsis arenosa is the source of this 833-nucleotide messenger RNA. The record is from the annotation of a GenBank genome assembly. Lineage: Eukaryota; Viridiplantae; Streptophyta; Magnoliopsida; Brassicales; Brassicaceae.
CUCCGAUGGAUCCUUCUUCUCUAACAAUGACCAAACUCAGAAAUUAUAAGAAGUAAAGACAACAAUGGCGAGUGCUACCUUCUCCUUCUGCCCUCUCUCUCAGUCCCAUUCCCAUUAUUCUCUCAUCAAACCGACGCCGUUUCUCAGAUAUGGCAAGAAACUACACCAUCUUCACCACCACAUCUUCAUCACCAUCUCUUACCCAACUCAACAUUCUCGUUACCUCGCUGUCUCAAGAGACGAUGCCACGACGCCUCUUGCUUCAUCCGACCAAACCCAAGAAACAGAGACCAAAGAAGCUGAAGACACUAUAGAGAAACGAAGAAUGGAGGAGAAGUUUGCAGUUCUAAACACUGGGAUAUAUGAGUGUAGAUCAUGUGGUUACAAGUACGAUGAAUCAGCGGGUGACCCAUCGUACCCGAUUCCACCAGGUUUUCAGUUUGAUAAGUUGCCUGAAGAUUGGAGAUGUCCUACUUGUGGAGCUGCUCAGAGUUUCUUUGAGAGUAAAAUGGUUGAGAUUGCUGGUUUUGCUCAGAAUCAGCAAUAUGGACUUGGUGGCAAUGCUCUUACUUCUGGUCAGAAGACUGGUUUAAUCUUUGGCUCUCUCUUACUCUUCUUCAUGCUUUUUUUGAGCGGCUAUUUCAUCCAAUAAUUAUGUUAAUGAUGUUACCAAUUUUUAUAAUGUUUCAUUACACCAUUAUUCUCAUCAAUAUGAUACUACCAUCCAUUCUAUUGAAAAAGCCUGGUCAGAAGAACCUUAAUCUAACAAUGUUACUCCAGUGGUAGAGAUAUUCUUACUCGGAUUUGAAAACGAAUAGAGAAAUGCUGUAGAA